UUUGAAAACAAGCUCUUGACAUUCAUAUUGACCAACCAUGUCAUCCCGCAUCGAACUACUCAAUGCUGGUCUUCUUCGCAGCGACGGUCGUAGACCUUAUGAACUACGGACAUUAGCCAUCAACUUUGCACCACAAGGAACAGCAGACGGCAGCGUCACCUACUCACACGGCCUCACUCAAGUACGCGUCUCAGUACUCGGUCCACACGAACCAAAACAAGGAACAAGACGCGAAACAUUCCACGAUCGCGCAACACUAAACGUCGAAGUACAACUCGCCCCUUUUGGCGUCGGUGAACGAAGAAGAAGAGGCAGAUCCGACAAGCGUCUCCUUGAACUCGCAGCAUCAAUCAAAAGCACAUUCGAACCAGUCGUCCAAACCCAUCUCUAUCCACGCAGCACAAUCGACAUCUUCGUACACGUCCUUCAGCUCGAUGGCGGCCUCCUCCCCGCUUGCAUAAAUGCCUCCACCCUCGCUCUAGCAACAGCAGGUAUCCCCCUCUUCGACUUUGUCUGCGCUAUCAGCGGUGGCGUGUACGGCACCCAACCCUUACUCGAUCUAACCACAGUCGAAGAAAACGACGUCCCUAGCGUCGUGGUGGGCGUGAUGCCUCGUACCGGACGCGUCACGCUCGUCCAGAUGGAGACCAGGUUGCAUAUGGAUCGCUUUGAGGAGGUAUUUAGAGUUGCUUGUGAUGCGGGCAAGGUGUUAUGGAGUGAGAUGAGGGAUGCGCUCAGGGAACGGACAGGUGAUUUGGUGGAUAAACUUGAGGCCGGGCCCGGAAUGGUUGUAGCGAAGGAGACUGAGACAUAGGAUUGAUGUCAACUGUAGCUAGCGGUUCCGGUUAAACUGUUUUGUAUGAUCGGUAAUCGGUGCCGGUAAUUUGAAGCAACAC
This is a messenger RNA of Suillus plorans, 896 nucleotides long. RefSeq names its product exoribonuclease, exosome component 4. Lineage: Eukaryota; Fungi; Basidiomycota; Agaricomycetes; Boletales; Suillaceae. The coding region runs from base 38 to 814 and encodes 258 amino acids. The record is from RefSeq and is a predicted model, not a curated record. Gene Ontology annotation, cellular component: nuclear exosome (RNase complex); cytoplasmic exosome (RNase complex); nucleolus. Gene Ontology annotation, biological process: poly(A)-dependent snoRNA 3'-end processing; nuclear mRNA surveillance; rRNA catabolic process. The transcript has 3 exons.